UAACCAAAAAAGCCCAGAUUGGAAGGAAAACCCAUAAAAUACUCGUCAUCUUCCUCAAGUAAAAAGUAAAGCCCACUCAGAAAAAACCCAAGGCCCACUAAAAUCAGCUGAUCCGAACGAAAAAAAAAACUCGAAGGAAAAAAAAUCGCUUAAAAAAAAAACCAAAAACUUUUUUAACGAGCGAAAACGAAAAAAAGUUACACAAAGGUGUAAGGACUCUUAAUAGAGAGGGACUCGACAACGUGCUCAUGGCUUGCAUUUUACAGGGAUGUGUCGUAUUUUGGGGUAAUUCGUGUCGUUUUGAUUGAGGACAACGACGUUGAGGAAGGGCUCGAAGCUUGAAAACCCUAGGAGAGAGAGAUAGAGAGGUAACGAGAGUGUAAAAAAGAGCGGGAACAUUCAGGUGCUCCUCGGUGCUGUGCCCUAGUUCCCAAUUGCACGACUCCGUACCCCAAUUCAGUAAAUGCUGAGGUUGAUUCCAUGGGAGGUGUUGUUGAUGGUGGAGUUGGGAUUGGUGUCAAGACCUCUCCGCGCAGAGUAGCUAUUGAGAAGGCUCAAGCAGAGCUUAGGCAGGAGUAUGAUGUUCGCGAGGAAAGAAGAAGAGAACUGGAGUUCCUUGAGAAAGGUGGAAAUCCUUUGGAUUUCAAAUUUGGCAAUGCAGCUUCAGUUAGUGUCCAGUCUACAUCUCUUACUGAUCAGCAAGCAGAACAUUUUGCUAUCAGUGAAGCGAAGGGCAGUUUUGGAUUGACUGCCUCACCUCAUGGUGAUUCUGUAGAAAGUAGUGGUAGACCAGGGAUCCCUGCAGUUUGUGAACCCAAUAGUGCUGAUAAUCUCUUACUUUUUCAUGGUGAAAAUGAGUUGCCUGAAGGUGAAAGGAAAUCAAUGCAUCCUCGUAAGAAGCAUACUGUUGUUCCAUCAGAGCAGUCUUCUCAGAUGGGUCGGACUCAAAAUGUCAAGGAAUCAGAAGAUUCUGCUAUCUUCCGCCCAUAUGCUCGAAGGAACCGGUCAAAAUUAAAUCGAGAUGCAGCACGAUCAAGUUCAACAGAGAUGGGUCAGGGUCGAGGUGGUCAUGGCCCUUCUUUACCUGCUCGUGUAUCAUCAAAGGAUGAGAAGGUUUUGACAAAUAACCAAAAAGACAAGAAUAUACCUUCUGUUAAUACCGCAAAAUCUGCAACUUCAAAUGGUGAUUUGGCUUCAAAGGUGAUCACUUCUGGUAAUCUGUUGAAUAUGGAGCUAGAUGGUGGGCGGGCUGCCGAAGCAACGACUGACCAGUCAAAAGGUGAUCUACCCAAAAGCAAGGUUGAUGCUACAGUACCUAAUGAACCUGUUCAAGUGGAUGUUCACAAAUCUGCGGUUAAUUUGGCUUCUGAGGAACCUGAUCUUGUUGGAGGAAAAGAGCAGGCAAUUUCAACUGGUUUUGAAUGUCCAGCUGAUUCAGGUGCAAACAAAGCUGAAAAUGAAACUAUUUCUAAUAAGUUAAAUGGGUUUGGUGACGCCAAAAGAGAUGGGAAAAACAUACGAGCUGAAGGGCAAAAUAGCAGUGCUGCAAGAGGGGUGAAGGGAUUAGAUUCUGAGUCCUCUUGCACUGAAAACAGCUUAAGCUUAGAUGUAAAUAAUGAUAAUGAUGCAUGUAUUAAUCCAAAAAAUGUUGAUUCUAAUGGAAAGCCCAUGGAACAAACAUCAGAAAAAGAGGAGUCGCUAAACUUAGCUGUUGGUGAAUUGGCAAAAGAAAAGAAUGAGAUCGCGGCUGUUGAUAAUGUUGCUAUCAUUUGUGAUGCCCAAACUUCCAUGACCCAAAACCACUCUCUUACCGAUUCUAUUGUCAAAGUGGAGGAAGAGAUUAGAUCUGAAUUACAAAAUGAAGUGAGUUGCCCUUCCAACAAAGAGGAGCAACAAAGCAGUCCCCCUGUAUCAGAAGCUGAUAGGAAAACUAAUACGGUGCUGGGUGGUAAUUCUAACUCCAAAAACGAAAACAUUUGUGCUAGUGGGCCAUUGGGCACCAUGGGUAACUUUAUUUGCGAGAUUCCUGAGAGGACUUUGUUAGGAAGAAGCUCGACGGCUAAUACUGAUGUUCAGACUAAUUUGGAUGAUCAUGUAAAAGUGGUGGACAAGGCGCAUGAAGAUUCAAUCCUGGAAGAGGCUCGGAUUAUAGAGGCUAAGCGGAAAAGGAUUGCAGAGCUAUCUGUUGGCGCUUUACCCUUGGAGAACCGCCGGAAAUCUCACUGGGACUUUGUGCUUGAGGAAAUGGCAUGGUUGGCAAAUGAUUUUGCUCAGGAGCGUCUCUGGAAGAUGACUGCUGCGACUCAAUUGUGUCGACGUGCUGCUUUUACUUCACGGCUGAAAUAUGAAGAACAAAAUCAGUUCUGGAAACUCAAAAGAGUAGCUCUAACCAUUGCUAAUGCUGUCAUGGAGUUUUGGCAUUCGGCAGAGUUGCUUCGAAAUAGUAAGGAUAGAAGUCUUGGUCCAAACAACUGUGGUCAUGAUUUGGUGGGGUCAAGGGCCAAUGAAGUUACUGAGAACAAGAAUGCAGAACUGGAUAUGGAUAUCCAUAAGGAGCAGCAGGAGCACCGUGGAAAGAACAAUGAGUUUGCUAUUCAGGCAUAUGCUGUUAGAUUUUUGAAAUAUAACAGCUCCCCUGUCCCAACACUUCAAGCUGAAGCACCAGCAACUCCUGACAGGAUAUCUGACUCUGGCAUUACAGACAUUUCUUGGAAUGAACACCUAACAGAAGAAAGCCUCUUCUAUUCAGUUCCUUCAGGUGCUAUGGAAACCUACCGGAGAUCUAUUGAAUCUUAUUUGGUACAGACUGAGAAAACUGGGAGUAGUGCACAAGAGGAAGUUGAAACAUCCGCUUAUGAUGAUGGAGCAGAGUUUGGAUAUGAUGACUUUGUUUAUGACGAGGAUGAAGGAGAAACAAGUACAUAUUAUUUGCCCGGAGCCUUCGAAGGUAGAAAAUCAUCAAAACUAAACAGGAAGAAGCGGAAGAACCCUAUGAAAUCAUAUCCUGCAAGACCCUAUGAAAUGGAUGCUGAUUUGCCAUAUGGAAGCUGUGCUCAGCAGUCCGUGUUGAUUGGAAAAAGGCCAGGUAGUAGUCUAAAUGUUGGUCCAAUUCCAACAAAACGUGUGCGCACUGGUUCCAGACAGAGGGUUAUAAGUCCUUUUGGCAGUGCUGCUGCUGCUGGGGGCUUACAGGCUCCAAUGAAAACAGAUGCUUCUAGUGGAGAUACUAAUUCUUUUCAGGAUGAUCAGAGUACUUUGCAUGGAGGAUUCCAGAUGCAGAAAAGCAAUGAGGUUGAAUCAAUCGGGGAUUUUGAAAGGCAGCUACCAUAUGAUUGUGCAGAAACACCAACAAAACCUAAAAAGAAGAAAAAGGGCAAGAAUCUUUGUACUGCAUAUGAUCAGGGUUGGCAGCUGGAAUCUACUGUUCACAGUGAACAGCGAGAUUAUUCCAAAAAGAGAUCAGAGAGUCAUCAUUUUGAUUCUAAUGGAUCCAGUGUUUUAUAUGGGCAACAGAAUGCCAAGAAGUUGAAGCUAAUGAAGCAACAGCCAGAUAAUGCCUUUGACAUCAAUCCUAGUGGAUCCAUCCCUUCACCAGUAGGGUCACAAAUGAGUAAUAUGUCCAACCCCAACAAAAUCAUUAGAUUAAUUCAUGGUCGUGAUAGAGGUAGAAAAGCCAAAACACCUAAGAUGUCUGCUGGCGAGCCUGGUUCUGGUUGUCCCUGGUCGCUAUUUGAAGAUCAGGCACUUGUUGUCCUAGUACACGACAUGGGUCCAAAUUGGGAGCUUAUAAGUGAUGCCAUUAACAGUACCCUUCAGUUUAAGUGCAUAUUCCGCAAGCCUAAAGAAUGCAAGGAACGGCAUAAAAUCUUAAUGGAUAGAAGUGGAGAUGGAGCUGACAGUGCUGAUGAUUCAGGAUCUUCUCAGCCAUAUCCAUCCACAUUGCCUGGCAUUCCCAAGGGAAGUGCGAGACAGUUGUUUCAACGUUUGCAAGGACCAAUGGAAGAGGAUACUCUGAAGUCUCAUUUUGAGAAAAUUAUACAUAUUGGCAAGAAACAGCACUACCGGCGGAAUCAGCAUGAUAACCAGGAUCCGAAGCAGAUAGUGCCAGUCCACAACUCUCAUGUUAUUGCUCUUUCCCAAGUCUGCCCCAAUAACCUAAAUGGAGGGGUUCUAACGCCUCUUGAUCUUUGUGAUGCCACUGCAUCAAGCCAAGAUGUUCUACCCCUUGGAUAUCAGGCUUCUAAUACCAGUGGUUUAGCAAUAUCAAAUCAAGGAGCUGCAGGAUCAAUGCUUCCUUCCUCUGCAGCGAAUUCUUCACUACAGGGAUCUUCCGGCAUGGUUCUUGGCAGUAAUUUAGCAUCACUGUCUACACCACUCAAUUCAUCUGUGAGGGAUGGUAGACAUGGUGUUCCGAGAACAUCUUUGCCAGCUGAUGAGCAGCAUAGAAUGCAACAAUAUAAUCAAAUGUUAUCUGGCAGGAAUGUUCAGCAGUCCAACUUGUCUCUCCCUGGGGCUGUUUCUGGAUCAGAUCGAAUGGUUCGUGUACUAAGUGGGAAUAAUUUGGGAAUGAUGUGUGGGAUAAAUAGAAGCAUGCCAAUUUCAAGGCCUGGCUUCCAAGGAAUGACAUCAUCAGCAAUGCUGAAUUCUGGCAGCAUGCUUUCCUCCAAUUUGGUAGGUGGAAUGCAAAACCCUGUCAAUAUGCACUCUGGACCAGGUUCUGGUCAAGGAAACUCAAUGUUAAGACCUCGUGAUACCAAGCACAUGAUGCGACCUGGCCACGGUCCAGAGCUCCAAAUGCAGGCUCAAGGGAAUGGCCAGGGAAUUUCUGCUUUCAAUGGGCUGAAUUCUGCUUACCCUAAUCAAUCUACUGCACCAUCUGUUCAGUCAUAUCCUGGUCAUCCCCAGCAGCAGCAACAAAUGCCUCAGCAGCAGUCCCAUGCACUGAGCAAUUCUCAUCAUCCUCAACAUCAGGGUUCCAAUCAUGCUUCCGGGCCGCAGCAACAAGCAUAUGCCAUGCGCCUCGCUAAAGAAAGGCAAAUGCAGCAGCAGCGUCUUAUGCAGCAACAGCAGCCCCAGCAACAGCAGCAAAAACAGUUCACUGCAUCUAGCACUUUGCUGUCACAUGUCCAGCCUCAGACCCAACUUCCCAUAUCCUCUUCUCUUCAGAAUAGUUCCCAGAUUCAAUCUCAAGCAUCAACUCAACCAGUGUCACUCCCCCCUCCAUCUUCACCAAUGACUCCUAUGUCAUCACAGCACCAACAGAAACACCACUUGGCCCCUCAUGGACUUGGUAGGAGUCCCCAAACUGGUGCUAGUGGAUUGAACAAUCAGAUAGGCAAGCAACGGCAGCGGCAACCCCAGCAACAGCAGCAGCAGUUUCAACAGUCUGGCAGGCACCAUCCUCAGCAACGACAACAACCUCAGUCCCAACAGCAAACUAAACUUUUGAAGGGAGUAGGAAGAGGGAACAUGCUGGUGCAUCAGAACCUUUCCGCUGACCCUGCUCAUCUGAAUGGCCUCAGCAUGGCCCCUAGCAACCAAGCUGCUGAGAAAGGAGAGCAGAUCAUGCACUUGAUGCAAGGUCAGGGCUUGUAUCCCGGGCCUGGUACAAGCCCUGUCCAACAAUCUAAACCUCUAGUUUCCCAGCCACAGAAAAAGCUAUUUUCUGGAGCAACGUCCCCUUCUACAAAGCAACCCCAGCAGAUGGCUUCCCAUUCAGAUAAUAGUUCUCAAGGUCAAGUUUCCACGGUACCUUCUGGUCAUAUACCAUCAGCUGGGAAUCAAUGUGUCUUGCCAGCCUCUGUGGGUCCAAACCACCAGCAUUUGCAGCUACAGUCACAGCCACACCAAAAGAAGGUUAAUCAAAACCAAUCUACUGUUCAAAGGGUGCUUCAACAGAAUCGACAAGUGAAUUCGGAUCCUCUCAGCAAACCUCAGGCUGAGCCAGCUCAAGCUGACCAACAGCCCAUGAAUAAUGCUUUGCAGAUGGGUACAACCACAACUGCAGCAGUGUCCGAAGUUGGCAUUGAUUCAGCUAACAACACAGUGCAAAAUGUUUCUUCUGCUGGUUCUCAGUGGAAAUCAUCAGAUCCAGUGUAUAAUCCUGGUAUGCCAACUGUGGCCACUCAAGUGGGAUCCAUAGGGAGCCCCCCUCUUACAAAUUCAGCUGCUAGUGUUCCAGUACCUUCUGUCAGCCAAGUGUUAGGGCAGAGACAAUUACCAGGUGGCUUACCACUUCAUGGGAGCAAGGCUGGGGCACAGCUGCCACAACUUCCACAAAUACAACAAUCUUCAACACCGGCCCCAUCUCAACAACACUACCAGCCACAAGAGCAAUUACAGCAAGACCUGCAUAAUUCACCCCCACAACAGCUGCCAUUGCAGCAACAGUCACAACAGCAAACUCCACAUCUACAAGCAGUACAAGGCAGCUUGUAUCACAGGCCUUCCAAUUCUAAGCCAGAAUGAAGCAAUCCUAUGGACGGAACAGUUCCAACAGCAAAGGGUUAUGCUAGGCUGGGUUUGGAUGUCCUCGUAACAGCAAUGUACAGAUAAAGCUGGUUAUUCUACGGGGGCAUUGCAAUGCGGAAAGAGGUGGUUUCUAUUUGCAGGUUAGAAAUUCACAGAAAGAAUGGACCUUUUCUCUUUCUGUUUUUACUUCUUCUUGGGUUUUUGGGAGAUUUUAUGUAUAUUACCAGUGGUCUAGACGAGAGCAUUGGGAAGAUGGGGACGGAAUAUAGAGGCAUUUUGUACAUAAUAGGUCACAUCUUCGAUUUCUUGUACUUCCUUGCCCUCCCAUUCCUUUCAUGGUGUCCCUGCUCGUAUGCAGAGGGGAGGGGAAGUCUUAUUUCAUUUUACCCCCAGUAGAUCAGUGCCAUGUAUUAUUUACCCUUUCCAGAUCAAGUGGGUAGCAAUGAAUGAUUGUUAUGGGCAAAAAAGCCUUCGGAAAUUUUGUGAAUAUAUAAUAUAAGGUUUGUUUCUGGUGCGCACUUGUUGGUGUAAGUAUCCAGAUUAUGAUGGGCGUUUGUGACUGCCAUUUCAUGGCCACUCAAAUGAAUUAUUGCUGUAAUUUGUGUACCACUCCUCAAAUUCUCAUAAUGCAACAACCACCCUUUAAUUGCUCAUCUUUUCCAUUUCUUGAUGUGUCUAUUAAUUGAAUCACGAAUCAUUGAACGUUCACUGAUGCUUUGGGUUUCUCGCAUUAGUUAUUCAGAUGUGUUCAACAUCAAAUUUAUUGUCUUGCCUAUCUCCACAUACACCCAAACAUGUCUUGGUUCAAAGCUUGAUGUUUUCCAACGUUACUGGAAUUGGUUCAAAGCUUGAUGUUUUCCAACGUUACUGGAAUGUGAACAAUGUCGAAGCUCUGAUCAUGGACAGGAAAUACGCUUCAAGGCUCUUGUAUUACAAGACAAAAUCAGACAGUAGCAUAUUCUGUAACAGUGUCGCCGAACUUUUAAAUGAAGAUGCAAUAAAAAAUACAGCAGGGAUGUAAUACAACACGGCAAUCCCUAUCUUUACAUAAUCAUUCAAAAAAUAAUGGCUAGGGUUGAUCCAUCGAGCACAAAGAAGUCACUCGUAUAUACCAGCAGUCAUUUUACACUAGCACAGCUAAACCACCGACUCAAAGUAAGGUUCCAACUUUUCAAAAUGUUAAAACACUAAUACAAACAAGUGCGAAGUACAACGUGAAUAAUUCCGGGAACAUCAUACAUUCUUCCCGUAAGAUAUAUACAUAUAUAUAUAAACAGUUGCCCUGCAAAAAUCUUGAUUGUAUGAAACCCGAACCUGCUCUGAGAUUCUUCAGGAACCCAAUUUUUGAUCCACCUUGUUUGAGCCGAAACUCGCUGAGAUCACAUCCACAAAUUUCUUAUUUGCAUCCAAUAUCAUCUCAAUCCUUGUGUUCUCCAUUUCCAUUCUUAAUCUUUCAGUUUCUCGCAUCAUUUCCAUCCUUUUCCUUUCUACCCACAUUAGCUUCUCAUCAAAUCUCCUUAUUUCCACUGCUAGUGCCAUUUCCUUGUUCUCCUCCUCCAUUGCCACAACUGCCACGUCAUUAUCCCCAUCCUCUUCCCCUCUAAUCCUUUCCUUCCCCCCCGCUUAAGAAUCCAGAAAACCGGUUCACAGCACUCGGCCGUCGCAAUAUAUUGUUAAUACUGCGGCUUUUACUGAACUGGUUGUUUUCUUCUUCAUCAUCAUAAUAAUAAUCUUCUUGUUCCUCCUCGACCACGUAGUUGCUAUAGUAAUUAUUCCCAGCUUCAUGUCCAUUUUCGGAAUAGCAAUUUAGCCCUCUGGUAGGAACCAAGGAAGCCAACGGUCGAGCCGAGAUAGGUCGUAAUAAGGCCAAUGGGCUCCCGAAGCGAGACCUUGGCGUUCGGAGCGGUAACGACAGCGGAGCUUCUCCAUCUUGUGACGGCACUGGAGAGCGGUUUUGGCGGGUGAAUCGUCUAAGUGGCCGCAGCGUACAGCGACGGUUACAACUACUUCUUGCCACUGCCAGGCUUUGAGUUUGCUGCGUUGGAGAGAAUACCAUUUUUCUUGGUAGGCUUGGAUUAGGUUGAGAGUUUCUUGGUGUGUCCAUGGAAGGGGUUGGGACUUUUUUCCGGGUGUUGGGUCGGCCACCGGAGAUAUAUUUGACAUUUUAGGGGGAAGAUUUGGAUUCCUAAACCUCAAAUUUUGGAGAAGAGGGUGGCGGUGUAGAGUGGGUCGGUUAUAUUUUAGUUUUUCCUUUUUUUACGUUGUAAUUGAGGGCCAAUUUCUUUGCCUAGCCAAUAAGAUUUAUUACAUUAUUAUUUAUAAGCUUGCUUUAAUCUUGUUUUAUUUUUGAAA
Molecule: messenger RNA, 8823 nt
Organism: Gossypium arboreum
Lineage: Eukaryota; Viridiplantae; Streptophyta; Magnoliopsida; Malvales; Malvaceae
Product: chromatin modification-related protein EAF1 B-like
Exons: 23
Coding region: 481-6468 (1995 amino acids)
Cellular component (GO): NuA4 histone acetyltransferase complex
Source: RefSeq, a predicted model, not a curated record